Molecule: messenger RNA, 2252 nt
Organism: Gordionus sp. m RMFG-2023
Lineage: Eukaryota; Metazoa; Nematomorpha; Gordioida; Chordodea; Parachordodidae
Exons: 11
Coding region: 593-2236 (547 amino acids)
Biological process (GO): DNA integration
Molecular function (GO): nucleic acid binding
Source: RefSeq, a predicted model, not a curated record
UAUAAUACAAUUUAAUUUGAAAUUCUUUUUCACUUAUCCACGAGUGGUACCUGUCAUCCCACUCAAAUUAAACAGGGCCCAGACAGUAGGGUAAAUUUUCUGCGUGCCCACUUAAUUGUGGGAUGUCUCCCCAGUGUAUAAUAUGAUAUGAUAUGAUUAUGAAUUCAAAUUAUAAUGAUAUAUAUGACUUCCUUGUAUUCUCUAAAAUUCCGGUAAAUGUUAAUAAGGCUAAUUUUCUAAGAAAGAUAACCGCCUUCAAGAUUAUAGAAAAUCAAUUAUUCUAUGGGGAAAAAGAAAGAAAAGUUAUACUGACAGGAGAUGAACAAAAAAAAAUAAUUAAAACAAUACAUGAGGGGGGUGUAUCUACAGUUGCAGGUAUUGCUAUGGGAGGGCAUCUGGGGAUUAAUAAAACUAAUCAAAUAAUAGCUGAAAACUUUUAUUGGUUGGGGAGCAAUAAAAGUGUUAGAGAGUUUAUCAAAUCCUGUGAGGUUUGUCAAAAAUCAAGCAGUCGUUUUGAUAAAACCUCAAAGCUUUACACAAUAUUAAAGUUGUGCCAAAGUCUUGGUAUCAAAUUGGCAUCGAUUUAAUCCAGAUGCCAGAAUCCAAGGAAAAAUACAAAUAUAUUUUAUGUGCCAUAUGCUAUUUUUCAAAAUAUUUAAUGGCUAUUCCUAUUAAGGAUAAAACAGCUAAAUCUGUUGUAAAAGCCUUAUACAUCAUUGUCAACACCCACCAAUGCUAUGAAAUUCAGAUAAAUGAUCAAGGCAGGGAAUUCUGUAACAAUGUUUGUACAGAAUUCCAUAAAUAUUGUGGGAUUGUCCAGAGAGUAACCUCAGCCUACCACCCACAAGCAAAUGGUUUGGUUGAGCGAGUUAACAGAACAAUCCAGAACCGAAUAGCAAAAUCGGUUUUGGAUAUCCCAACUGACUGGCCAGAUGCUUUGGUAGGGGUGUGUGGCACCUACAAUUCUUGCAUACACUCUUCUACGGGAUUUUCGCCCUAUGAACUGAUGUAUGGUCAGAAACCACGACGCCCUCUUACAUUACAAAACAAUAUUGAGGAUGUAUUAGCCUUACCAGAGGUUAUGGCAAAAAUAACAAUUGAUCAUUGUUUAAAAGAAGAGUUAGAAAUUAAAAUGGCUCAUCUUAAAAAAAUAACCGAACUGGCUAUACAAAAUAUUGGUAUAGCCCAGCUUAAACAAAAAAAGGAUUACGAAAAAAGAUCAAAUGGUUCUAAAUCUUUUAUUUUGGGACAAAAGGUUCUUGCUUGGAACCAUAAAAGGUCAGACAGGAAAGGGGGGAAAAUGUUGAACCCCUGGAUAGGCCCUUAUUUGAUCAAUAAAAUAUUUGAUAAGGGUGUAUAUGAAUUAAUAACCACAAAUAAUCUCAUAUUAAAAACAAAAUAUAAUUUAUCCAAUUUAAAAGAAUUUAUUGUAAGAAACAAUGAAUAUCCAGAUGAAAAUGAUAGUAGUUCCCAAAAUGGCCUUUAUGAUCAAAUUAUUCCACUUGCUAUGGAGUUUGUUGAUCCAAAGUCUCCCAGAGCAGCACAUGUGUUACCUAUAGAUAGUGGUUCCCAAAAUGUUGAGUUUGAAGAUAAAAAUAUUCAGCUUGACAGGGAUUUUAUCAAUCCAAAAACUCCCAUAGAAUUGGAUGAUGAUAUUUUGAUGAUAAAUAAAUUAGAAAAUAUCCCUAGAUAUUUUUUUCCUACAACAAAGGUAUGGAAAAAAUAUCAUGCUAAAAUAUAUGGUUUAAAGCCUCCCAAACGUUGUCGGGAUGUAGACUAUGGGAAACAACUUGGUGAACCCACCAUCCUGGUGCAAAUUGAAGGUGAUGGGAAUUGUUUUUAUAGGGCGAUUAGUGUAGAGCUUACUGGAGCUCAAAAUUCCCAUGUUAUUCUCAGGCAAUGGUUGGCACAAUUUAUGCUAACAUCCGAGAUGGGAAAGGUAAUUGAAAAUUAUCUUUACGAGAUGAACAAAAAAAUAGAGAUAAAAACUUAUGUCUCAAAUAAUGUAAUGACACAGAAGAUAUGGGCUUCUGACACAGAAGUCAGGGCGAUGGCCACAAUGUUAAAUAUGGCUAUUUUUACUUAUAUAAAAUAUAAUGAUAAUUUUGUAUGGGCCCGAUAUGACCCAUUUUAUAUUCGCGACAAUAUAAAAAUAUUUAAUAAUAAUUUUAUUUAUAUAAAAAAUGGGGGGAGUCAUUUUGAAAAUGUUUUAGAUUGCGAUUUAUCUUCCAUCUAAUCACUAUUUAUUAUUU